AUGGAUACACUAAAAAGAAGACAUCAUUUCACACCUACACCAGAUUCACCACCACCAAAGUACAGUGAUACAUUUGAAUCUGUUGAUUUUUAUUGUGAAAAAGAAUCCAAGAUAUUUAAAUCAAAUCAAAAGACAAAGGCAACAUCUUUAUAUGCGUAUUCAACAGAAUUCAUUCGAAAAUAUCAGCAUUGGAUUGCUGCUACUCUACUCACACUUAUCUCUGUCUGGACAAGAUUUCGAUUGAUUGGUAAAGCAAGAAAAGUCAUUUGGGAUGAGGCACAUUUUGGCAAGUUUGGUUCGUUUUAUUUAAAAAACGAAUUCUAUUUUGAUGUACAUCCACCUUUGGGUAAAAUGUUGGUUGGCUUUUCUGGUGUCUUGGCCAAUUACAAUGGAUCAUUCAGCUUUGAAUCAGGUCAAGCUUAUCCUGAUGAUUUAGAUAUCGUCACCAUGCGUGUCUUUAAUGCUGCUUGGGGUGUGAUGUUGGUUCCUUUAGCCUAUGGUACUGCCCGCUAUCUUGGUCUAUCGAUAAAAUCAUGUAUUUUAGCAGCCACCAUGGUCUUAUUGGACAAUGCCUUAUUGACUAUCAGUCGCUUUGUCUUGUUGGAUUCCAUGCUCUUGUUCUUUACAGGUGCUACUUUUUUCUGUCUGGCUGGAUUUCGAUCCAAGAGAGACGAACCAUUUUCAUUGGCUUGGUGGGCUUGGAUGUUUGGGCUUGGUAUGUCAUUAGGCUGUGUCUUGAGUGUGAAAUGGGUGGGUUUGUUUGCUGUUGCAUUGGCUGGUACCUAUACACUUGAAGAUUUAUGGGACAUGUUGGGUGAUUUACAGAUGCCUAAAAAGACUUAUUUUUGUCAUUGGCUUGCACGUGGUGUGUGUCUGAUUGCUAUUCCCUCAGUCAUUUAUGUCGCAAGCUUUGCUGCUCACUUCUAUCUCUUGAGCAACAGUGGACCUGGAGAUGCCAACAUGAGUUCCUUAUUUCAAGCCAGACUAAACGGAAGCUCAUUCAAGAACAACCCUUUAGAAAUUGUUUUUGGUUCAAAUGUGACCAUUAAAAACGUUGCUUAUGGUGGUGGUCUCUUACACUCACAUCCUCAUAUGUAUCCUGAUGGCUCUAAACAACAGCAAAUCACAGGUUAUGGAUUUAAGGAUGAUAACAAUCUUUGGCAAGUGCGAUACCCACGUACGAAUGACUCUACGCAAGAACAAAAGACACAUGAAAGUGACUCACUUGAAUUCCUUCAAGAUGGCGAUAUCAUUCGUCUUUACCACUUGGCAACCCAUCGCAACCUCCAUAGCCAUCCUAUCUAUGCACCCGUCUCCACAAAGCACUGGGAAGUGAGUGCCUAUGGUAGUGAAGAAGUAGGCGAUGUGCAAGACAAUUGGCGCGUAGAAAUCGUCAAGGACAUGUCUGACAAGGACACAAAGCAGGUGAAGGCUCUUUCUACCCGGUUCCGAUUACGCCAUAUCUUCCUAGACUGUCUAUUGGCUUCUCACAAUGUACUUUUGCCUCAAUGGGGGUUUAGACAACAAGAAGUGGUAUGUGAUCGAAAGAGUUUGCCCUCGGACCCUCAUACGUGGUGGAACAUUGAAGACAAUCAUCACAGUGCAUUGCCUCCUGCUCCAGAAAAUGCGUAUCGUUCUCAUUUCUGGCAAGAUUUCUGGCAUUUGAAUGUAAUGAUGUGGCAUAGCAAUAAUGCACUUGUGCCUGAUCCUGAUAAAGAUGAUUUGUUGGCUUCAGGUCCUACUGAAUGGCCCUUGGUCUCUGUGGGCCUUCGCAUGUGUGGUUGGGAUGAAAAGACCAUUAAAUACUAUCUUAUUGGUAACCCUGUUGUUUGGUGGUCUUCUACACUGGCCAUUGUCUCCUUUGUGAUGGCUACAGGUGUCUACAUGAUUCGCAAAAGAAGACAUUUGGUUGAUAUGACACCAGGCCGAUGGAAUCAAUUCUGCUCUGUAGGCAAAUUGUUCUUUUUGGGUUGGUUCUUUCACUAUAUUCCGUUCUAUAUGAUGGGUCGUAUCACUUAUAUUCACCACUAUUUCCCUGCCUUGUAUUUCAGUGUGUUUAUGGUUCCCUUCUUGCUUGAACAUUUUGUAGAAUCCAUGUCUGUUCAAAAGCGUUAUGCUGUUUAUGGUAUUAUGUUUUGUCUGGUCAUUGUUAACUUUGUUUACUUUGCACCCUUUUCAUUUGGUAUGGAAGGUGAUAUUAAGUUAUACGCCAAUCGACAGUGGUUUAAACACUGGAAUUUAAUUGAAAAUCGAAACCAUUUUUAA
Molecule: messenger RNA, 2265 nt
Organism: Gilbertella persicaria
Lineage: Eukaryota; Fungi; Mucoromycota; Mucoromycetes; Mucorales; Choanephoraceae
Product: Dolichyl-phosphate-mannose-protein mannosyltransferase-domain-containing protein
Exons: 6
Coding region: 1-2265 (754 amino acids)
Biological process (GO): protein O-linked glycosylation via mannose
Cellular component (GO): membrane; endoplasmic reticulum
Molecular function (GO): dolichyl-phosphate-mannose-protein mannosyltransferase activity
Source: RefSeq, a predicted model, not a curated record